ACGGGCUCAUCGGGCCCGUGUCUCUGUCUGUGGGCUGCCCGGCCUUCGUCCCGCUCCUCUGGGGGUGCAGAGGGGGCUGGGGAAAAGUUGCAUUGAGUGUUAGUAAAGCCUUCAGUUGAGAAAGUGAAAGGACGUGAGUGGUGGUGUAGUUAUAAGCAGGAAAACUGAGGACGUAGCUUCAUAGACUUGCCCAGAGUGAAAGAUCAAAGACUGCUACCCAUCUCGAGAUGGAAGAACCAGCGCUGGAUAAAUUACCAUCUCUGUGUGAUACUCCAAAGGAUUCUGGAGCAGCACCUCCACAGAGGACUAGUUCAGGGAAACAGCAAAUGAGUGCAGCUCUGCGGGAGCGAUUACGGAAAACAAGACGUUCCUUUAAUGCCAAUUUUACAGUGGCAAAGCGGCUCAAAAUAGACACUGAGGAAAAAGACUGUGCUGAUGCUGACACAGAGUGCCUGCCAGCGACAGGUACGGAUUGUUCCAGAUUACAAGAUGGUCCUGAAGACCUUGAAAGAAACAGCACUGCACAUACAGGUUUCAGAAGUCCCUCACAGGAGAGUGAUCCCUGUGGAUCAGUAGAGAAUUUGGAUGUGCUACCGGUUGAUCUUGGUCAGCAGCAGCCCCUGGAAGAAAAAGUAAGGCUGGUGAAACAAGUGCAAGAGAAGGAAGAAUUACUUCGUAGGCUGAAGCUGGUGAAGAUGUAUCGAUCUAAGAACAACCUGUGUGAAUUGCAGGCUUUGAUAGCGAAGUGGAGAAGCAGCACCCAGCUGAUGCUGUAUGAACUACAGUCGGCCUUUUCUGCAGAUGGCAAGAAAGUGAGUCUCACUCAGCUGAUCGAUACUUUUGGAUUAGAAGACCAGUUAUUGCACUACAGCAGAACAGAAGAAGAUUUUGUAGAUGCAUAAUCUGCAGUUGCAAAGCUUUCAUUACACAGACACAAAAGCAGAAAAGACCGAAUGAAUUCUGAUCACGUCAGAAGUGUGGAUCAGGCAGUGGACUUGAUGCUUUGGGGUUAGGGGGUUUUCUCCAGAGAAACUUGUAAAGCUUUGUACUUGGAUACAGUAGGCACUGUAAAAGGCAUUACUGAUUGGAAAAGAUUGAACUUUUGGUGUUUUGGAGAACCUGGCUUAAUGACUUGGUCAGUGAAUUUUUAUUUAAUAAAAAUAAAAUGAGGUUGUACUUUAACAGGUAGAAAGCAGUCCAUUCUUUGAUUAGUCUUUGUUUGGUUACUUGUAUGGAAAUAACUCACACUGUCAUUUCUGUUCAUGUUCAGGUGGGGAAGAGUUCGGUUUUUUAUUCAUAAGUACAUCCCCACUUUACAAAUGUCUUCUUGCUACCAGUCAGCUAAUGAAGGCCAGUGACAGGAUUUUGUGAGUUAAGUAAAGGUAGUUAGUUUUCAUGAUGUUAAUAAUCUGAGGCUGUGAUAAGAUGUUCUCACUGGCUUUAGUUGUUACUAAGGGAAAUGUGCCACAAUGCAAUUGCUUUUGGGUACUGGUCCAGAUAGUCACCUGCAGGGCUACUGUCUCAUAAUCAUUCUGCCCCAACCUGAGGGAAGGCAAGAAAACUGCAACCAACAUUCUACUCUACUACUCUGCCUGAGAGCUAAGGUGUCCUCUCUCUUAAAAUAAAUAAGAAAAACAAGGCCUUGUCCAAUGGGAUUGCUUCAAACAAGCAUCAUAAAGCUGAAUAAA
Messenger RNA from Myiozetetes cayanensis, 1688 nucleotides. It is a transcript of the gene SFR1, whose product is annotated as SWI5 dependent homologous recombination repair protein 1. Bases 228 to 902 code for a protein of 224 amino acids. The record is from RefSeq and is a predicted model, not a curated record. NCBI's taxonomy places the organism in Eukaryota, Metazoa, Chordata, Aves, Passeriformes, Tyrannidae. Gene Ontology annotation, cellular component: Swi5-Sfr1 complex. The transcript has 4 exons. Gene Ontology annotation, biological process: double-strand break repair via homologous recombination; positive regulation of DNA-templated transcription.